CGUAACUCUGAUUUGAAGAAACCUGAUCCCUGCUCUCACCCCUUCCAUUGUAUGAGUUAGCAUUUUAUUUGGGGAUCGCGCUCGGUGGUGACUGUCCACCCUGAGCUAUUGCGACCUGCCUCUGCCAUCUCGCACGCUUCCUGUGCUACAGUGUCCCACAUGGCUAAUGAAUCAAGGCCCUGCCCGUGUGAUAUUGGAGACAGGUUUGACUAUGGAGGCCGUGGGCAGGAAGUGCAAGUUGAGCACAUCAAGGCGUACGUUUGCAAACCACCUGCUGGCACAGACAAAGCUGUGAUUGUGAUUCAUGAUAUAUUUGGAUGGCAACUCCCAAACACCAGAUACAUGGCUGAUAUGCUUGCAGCUAAUGGAUACAUAGCCAUCUGCCCAGAUUUUUUUGUGGGACAAGAAGCUUGGAAACCUUCUAAUGACUGGGCGACUUUCGAUGAGUGGCUGAAAACCCGAAACGCUGGCAAAAUAGACAAAGAAGUUGAUGUCAUCCUGAAGUAUCUGAGUGAACAAUGUGGUGCAAAGAAGAUCGGUGUCAUUGGGUUUUGCUGGGGUGGAGCAGCAGUACAACAUCUGAUGCUGAAAAAUCCUCAUUUAAAGACGGGGGUGUCCCUCUAUGGAGUGAUCAGGUUCUUUGAGGACAAAUCCAGUUUGCUUCAUCCCACCUUCUUCAUUUUUGCUGAAAAGGAUGACCAUAUCCCAUUGGAGCAGGUCACCCUACUGGAGCAGAAGCUUAAACAAAACUGUAAAGUUGAUUAUAAAGUUAAAAUUUACCCUGGACAGACGCACGGGUUUGUACAUCGCAAAAGAGAAGAUAUCAAUCCUCAAGAUAAACCUUAUAUUGAGGAAGGAAGAAAGGAUAUGAUCAACUGGCUGAAUAAGUAUCUUUAGCAUAAGUAAAUGCUCAUAAAAUAAAUCCAUUAUUGUAGGAAAUAAAAAAAUAAUACAGACUAUAUUGAUUAAAAUGUUCUUAAAACCAUCAAAAUGUUUUGGAAAACUCUUUUGCAAUAACACUACUUAUUUGCACUUAUCUUCUAAGCAGAUGCUUAGAAAUGGCUUUUCAAAUGCUGAAAACUAUAAUUGUAAAAAAGAUUUAUAAAUUUGAUCUUGCAUAUCUUAAAAUUAGAUUUCUAGAAUCUGAAAGUUUCACUU
Messenger RNA from Chroicocephalus ridibundus (black-headed gull), 1158 nucleotides. RefSeq names its product carboxymethylenebutenolidase homolog. Lineage: Eukaryota; Metazoa; Chordata; Aves; Charadriiformes; Laridae. Gene Ontology annotation, molecular function: hydrolase activity. The record is from RefSeq and is a predicted model, not a curated record. The coding region runs from base 160 to 897 and encodes 245 amino acids. The transcript has 6 exons.